Messenger RNA from Dichotomopilus funicola, 663 nucleotides. RefSeq lists its product as uncharacterized. The transcript is spliced from 2 exons. The coding region runs from base 1 to 663 and encodes 220 amino acids. The record is from RefSeq and is a predicted model, not a curated record. Lineage: Eukaryota; Fungi; Ascomycota; Sordariomycetes; Sordariales; Chaetomiaceae. Gene Ontology annotation, molecular function: holo-[acyl-carrier-protein] synthase activity; magnesium ion binding.
AUGCCCCCCCCACUACCCCCAAUCCCCUUCCCCUACCCGCUCCGCAUCGGCACCGACAUCUGCCGAGUCACACGCAUCGCCCACAUCCUACGCAGCAAGCAAGGCGCACGCUUCAUCCGGCGGAUUCUAGCGCCAGAGGAGCUCGCCCGUGCGAGGCCGGUGAUUCACCAGGUGUUGCAGGCGAUAUCACCUGGUGAAAAGGAGGGUUCUAGAAGAGUUGGGGUGUUUGGAUCUCAAAAGGCUGCGUUGUGGGAAAAGGGGGGAGAUGGGGAUGGUGAGAAAGGGGGUGGGAGUGGGCAGGAGAAGAAGCCCGUGGGGAGAGUGCAGGGAGCGAUGGAAGACGAGGAUGGCAUGUACGGGCGGGCUGCGGCGUACAUGGCUGGCAGAUUCGCUGCAAAGGAAGCCGCAUUCAAAGCGCACCCUCAUCUCCAUCUCGGCUUUCAUGACAUCCUCAUCUUGUCAUCGUCCACUUCCAACCAGGCUCUGACGGGGGAAAAACCAAUUGAUGGGCUGGGAUCUGCCGCGCCAACGGCAGUGAUCCGGCCGGGAGGGGGAGCGAGAGAUCAAAUUGCGAGGGUGAGUAUUAGCCAUGAUGGCGAGUAUGCUACGGCUGUGUGCAUGGGAUUUGAGGCGGAUGCGGUGGUGGUUGAGAAGGAAGGGUAG